Molecule: messenger RNA, 981 nt
Organism: Centruroides sculpturatus (bark scorpion)
Lineage: Eukaryota; Metazoa; Arthropoda; Arachnida; Scorpiones; Buthidae
Product: N-terminal kinase-like protein
Exons: 5
Coding region: 183-770 (195 amino acids)
Source: RefSeq, a predicted model, not a curated record
AGAUGUAGAAAUUUUAUUAUUAUUGCAGUUAAUAAAUUGGAAUUUGCAUUCACUUUGACAUUUAGUCUAUCAAUUAUUUUCUAACAUUUAGCUAUUCUAAAAAUAAUUAAAUAUUUUGAUUAUAUAUUUCAACAGAAGAAGAAUUGAAUUCUGAGCAAACAGUUUCUACCUCCGCAUCAGCCAUGAAAUGGGCAGGUUGGGCAGUUAGUUCUCUGACAUCUAAAUUUUAUCGAUCCUAUACACCCUCUCAGCCUGGUUCCAGUGAACAAAAUGAACAGAAUGAAAAAUUAGAUAAUAAAAUUGUUUCUGACACUUCCAAUGAUCAAACAAAACUUAAUAUGGAUAGGAGUGAUACACCCUCUGAUUAUGAGGAUGCAUGGAAUGAGACCGAAUGGGGAAAUAUAGAAAGUGAAUCAAACAUUGAUAAACCACUAUCAUCUGAGAAUGAUCAGUUAGAAGGAUGGGAAUGUGAUGACUGGGAUAGUUUUGAAAUUAAAUCUGAAGAUAAUAACUUCAAAUCAGAAAUGUCAGUUGAGAAAGAAGUAUCUGGAAAAGGUAAAGAACUGAAAGAUUACUUCAGUAAAGAUGACGAUUCAUGGGAAAGUUGGUCUCAAGAACCAGUAAAGACAACAAAUAAUAAUAAAAAUGAAGAAAUGAAAAGAAGAAAGGAAGAACGUAGACAACAAAGAGAGAAAGCAAUGCAAGAAAGACAGAAGAGAAAACAGUCCUCCAGUGGUCCAAUGAAACUUGGAGCUCAGAAAGUUUCCUGAAAAUAAACAUAUCCCAUGUAAUAAUAAUGGUGCCAUCAUAAUUAAGUUUCCAAUGGGCUACUUCCAAAUGCACAGUGGUCAAAUCAUUGUCUGGAAAAUCCAGUUCAGUUGUGUAUCUGUGUAUAUUUUAUUUAAAGUUUCUCUUUGAUAAUUUAUAUUAUUAAUGACUACAAGAAUUUAAUGUAUAUUAAAGAAGGUUUUUAUUUUUUAA